Messenger RNA from Zeugodacus cucurbitae (melon fly), 1091 nucleotides. Its product is annotated as pyroglutamyl-peptidase 1. The record is from RefSeq and is a predicted model, not a curated record. The coding region runs from base 172 to 909 and encodes 245 amino acids. Gene Ontology annotation, biological process: proteolysis. The transcript is spliced from 3 exons. NCBI's taxonomy places the organism in Eukaryota, Metazoa, Arthropoda, Insecta, Diptera, Tephritidae.
CAAAAGCUUAACCUUUCGGAUACCGCUGGAAAUAAUUCCGUAAUAACUUUAUUCGCAUUACUACACAAGGGUUAAGUAUUUUGACAGUUGAAACAACAAGUAGGGGGUGUAAAUAGAUAAAACUUAAUCAUAUCUUAAGUGUUAAAGAUACACUUGAAGGCAUCAGACAAUAUGGCUCAACCGCAAGUCAAAUCUGAAGCAGCUGUCGAGGUAGCUAACAAGAAGUUAAUUAUAGUAACUGGAUUUGGCCCAUUUGUUGGACACGAAGACUUGAAUGCCAGUUGGGAAGCUGUACGUCUCUUACCAGAUGAGCUUACUUGGCAUGGACACCAUUUUAAACUAGAUAAACGUGAAGUACAAGUAGAGUAUGAAGCGGUGGACAAAGCUGUCGAUGAAAUAUGGUCACACAACCCAGAGCUUGUUAUACAUUGUGGAGUGCAUGGCAGUGCAAGUUGCAUUCAUGUUGAGAAAUUGGCUUAUAACCAUAAAUUUACACGACCGGACUAUGCUCGCCAACAUCUACCAAAAGCUUCAGCAUGCUUGGUGAAUUGUCACUCCACUAUUGACGAUAAUCACACUUUACAUUGUGGCUUAGAUGUGGACAAAAUCGUUCAAGUAGUUGCUGAAUCAUGCGAGUGUACUCCAACUGCUAUCAAUGACGCGAUACAGAGUACUUUCAAUGUUGAACCGGAAACAUUAACGGUCCUCAAAAGCUCUGAUGAUGUCGGUAAUUAUUUGUGUGGAUACAUAUAUCUAAAAUCUCUCGAUAGAAAUAAGGAUCGCACAUUAUUCAUACAUGUACCACCUGUAAAUUGUCCAUUCACAUCAGAAGAGACGAAGGAGGUUGUGUUGAGAAUAAUUGAAGAAUGCAUUCGUCAAGUUACGGAAAACAAGAAUAAACUUUGCUGAUGCAAAGAUAUGCUUAUAUAGCCUUUUUAAUCUUUUGUGUCUUACGAUUUUAUUAACAUGAUAAAAUAUAAAAGUUUGUAAUUUAUAUAAUCUAGCUAAGUACUAUAACUCAUUUGCAUAUCAAUUUACUAAUAUGUAUGUUUUACUAAUUUUACAAAUAUAUUGAAAAAUAUUUAAUAAAA